This is a messenger RNA of Hirsutella rhossiliensis, 1365 nucleotides long. Its product is annotated as fatty acid desaturase domain-containing protein. The record is from RefSeq and is a predicted model, not a curated record. The coding region runs from base 1 to 1365 and encodes 454 amino acids. NCBI's taxonomy places the organism in Eukaryota, Fungi, Ascomycota, Sordariomycetes, Hypocreales, Ophiocordycipitaceae. The transcript is spliced from 2 exons. Gene Ontology annotation, biological process: lipid metabolic process.
AUGGAGAAGCAAAUCGUCCUGGACGCGGCCCUGACCCGGGCGGACCAGGUUGUCCUGAGAAACCUCGCCAGAGACAUUGAAGCUUCCAACGGCGCCCAUGUCACCGACGACUCGACGGAUCGAGACUCCGGCAUCGGCUCAGAGGAAACCUCUACCGACGGUGACGGGCCUCUAGACGGCCAUGACGCCGGCAAGUCGAGCAAGACGGCCCAAGAGGUGGCCAGGCUCAAAGCCUUGAGAAACCCCGGGAGCGGCGAAUUCGAGCCAACCGUGCUCCUGUCAGUCGACGACUGCUCCCAGCGUGUCUCGCCAGCGGUCAACAAGCAUCUCCUCCAGCCGUACGUCCGGCUGGCCCAGAAGGUGGCCCGGCAUCAGACCGACGUUGUCAUGAUCACGCACCUCAUCAUGUACUUUUCAACCUUGGUCCCGAGCGCCAUUCUUCUUUACCGGCGCUUCAGCCUCAUUCACGGAAUUCUUCAUUCCGCCAUGCAGAUCUACUACCUUGGAUCGUACACGCUGAUGAUGCACCAGCACAUACAUCAGCGAGGCAUCUUGGCCAAACAGUUUGCUGCUUUUGACAAGCUGUUUCCCUACAUCCUCGACCCGCUCAUGGGCCACACUUGGAACUCGUAUUACUACCAUCACGUCAAGCAUCACCACGUGGAAAACAACGGCCCGGACGACCUGUCUUCGACGUUGCGGUUCCAGCGCGACAGCGUUGCAGAUUUCCUCUGCUACGUCGGGCGAUUCUUCUUCCUCGUCUGGAUCGAACUGCCGCUUUACUUCCUCCGCAAGAACCGCCUGAGCAUGGCGAUGCAAGCGGCCGGAUGUGAAUCCCUCACCUAUGUCUUCUACUGUGCCAUGGCGAUACUGUUUGGCGGCAAAGCAACCUUCUUCGUCUACCUUUUCCCCUUGUUGCUGAUGCGGACGGGCCUCAUGAUUGGCAACUGGGGCCAGCACGCUUUCGUGGAUGCCGAUGAGCCCGACUCUGACUUUCGCUCGAGCGUCACGCUGAUCGACGUCGCGAGCAACCGAUUUUGCUUUAACGACGGCUACCAUACCUCGCAUCACCUCAAUCCACUCCGCCACUGGCGCGACCAUCCCAUCUCUUUUCUCGAACAGAAGCAGACGUACGCAAGGGAGGGCGCCAUUGUGUUCCACAACAUUGAUUUCCUCAUGGUGUCUUUCCGCUUGCUCUGCAAAGACUACCACCACCUCGCAAAGUGCAUGGUGCCCAUGGGAAGCCAGAUUGACCUCACCAUGGAGGGGAGAGUUGACUUACUGAAGAAACUGACGAGGAAGUUUAGCGAAGAGGAGAUUCUGGAAAAGUUUCGGCAUAGAACGGAGACGAAGAGAAAUGCAUGA